GCUCUCUCAAGAAGUGCUUGAGAAACGAGGUCGACAACGAAGAAGCCAUGUGGUAUUUGUGUGUAUUCUAUCACAGAUUAUUGGAUUACAGAAAACCCGAAGUGGAAUCACUUGCAGAGCUUUUUGGAGCUUUUAGGGAGAACCAAAAUGGCUAUGGGUUCUGCGGCCAAAACAAAUCUUUGCAGUGGAGACUUCCUCUACACCACCACCAAGAUUCUCCUUUCCAUUUCGUCGAUCUUCCAUCAGAAGACGUUGCUCGAAACAUUGCCAACCGAAGUAUACUUGUGAAGGGAAUGUAUGAGCUGUGGGGAGAAGGAGAUAAUUAUGAGGAAUUGAAGGAUUCCAUCUUGAAAUACCCGGAUGACCGGAAGUUGCCGUACUUAGAUUCUAACAGCACUUUCAAGAUUACCGUUGAUAGCUUUGGGAAAGUCAUUAGCCUCCAGCAGCAAAAGGAGCUUAUUCAAGGGCUUUCAUAUAUUCCUUUCAAGGGACAAGUGAAGUUAAAAAAUCCUGAUCACAACUUCUGGCUAAUGGAAACUGACGAUUAUGGAUCUAAUAAUGGCCUCCCUCCAAUUAUCCAAAAGCGAAUCUUCUUUGGUCGUGAAAUUGGUGGUGCUGAUAGGAAGCUUAUACCUACAUAUCAGUUGAAAAGCCGCACUUAUCUUGGGCCAACAGCCAUGGAUGCUGAAAUGGCUUUUCUAAUGGCCAACCAGGCACUAGCUACACCGGGGAAACUGAUAUAUGAUCCUUUUGUUGGAACUGGAAGCAUUCUUGUCGCUGCAGCCCAUUUUGGAGCAAUGACCAUGGGUGCAGACAUUGACAUUAGGGUAGUACGUGAUGGCCGUGGACCUGACUGUAAUGUUUGGAGUAAUUUUAAACAGUACGGAUUGCCUAUGCCAAUAGGUCUAUUAAGGGCCGACAAUAACCUUCCUUCCUGGCGUCCAGGGCUAAAAGAGGUAUUUGAUGCCAUAAUAUGUGACCCUCCUUAUGGAGUUCGAGCUGGGGGUCGCAAAUCUGGUGGCCGGAAACUGCUCAAGGGGGUGGUGGAACCUUACAUUGUUCCUGAUGACAAAAGGACAGACCACAUACCGUCUACCGCAUCCUACAGUUUAGUUGAAUGCGUGCAUGAUUUGCUUGAUCUUGCUGCCCGGAUGCUUGUUCCUGGGGGCAGGCUUGUGUUCUUCUAUCCUGUGCUAAGGGAAGACGAUUCUGCGGAAACCCAUUUCCCUGAGCACCCAUGUUUCAGACUGAUUUCUUCUUCCGAGCAGAUUCUUAGUUCCCGAUACAGCCGAGUUUUGUUGACCAUGGUGAAGACAGGUCCUUACACACAGGAAAUUGCUGAGGCAGCCAGGAUCAAACAUAUUGAGUUUAGGGAGAACCACCUAAAGUGGUUAGAAGAUGGUAACCUUCACUCUGCAGUUUUCAGUCCUGCUGAUGCUCAGUUAACACCCACUGGUGGUUCCAAACUCAGUAGAGAUCCAAAACCUAAAUACAGGGGAAAAUAUGUUUAGAUUUGAUACAGUAUUUUCCAACAAUUAGGGUAGAUUGUAGCCAAUAUGCCCACAUUUCCUUUUUCUUUUUUAGUUCAGUUUUCGUUAUUGUAUUAUGACAUUCUACCUCACUUCAUAGCCGUCUCUUUU
This is a messenger RNA of Neltuma alba, 1640 nucleotides long. RefSeq names its product tRNA (guanine(10)-N2)-methyltransferase homolog. Gene Ontology annotation, molecular function: tRNA (guanine(10)-N2)-methyltransferase activity; nucleic acid binding. Gene Ontology annotation, biological process: methylation. The transcript has 6 exons. Gene Ontology annotation, cellular component: cytoplasm. NCBI's taxonomy places the organism in Eukaryota, Viridiplantae, Streptophyta, Magnoliopsida, Fabales, Fabaceae. The record is from RefSeq and is a predicted model, not a curated record. The coding region runs from base 48 to 1511 and encodes 487 amino acids.